AUGGAAAAAACGAUAAUAAAAACGCAUGUAUUCGAAUACGACAGAGCGUUUAGCGCUUUUAAAAAUGCAAGUAAUGAAAUGGAAAUAGAAGCACUAUUACAUCAAGCCUUAAUCAACGGUUUAAAAGAGAAAGGAUUAGUAAAUUGUGAUCAGGACGAUCCUAUUCGUAUAGCUGACAUUUGUUGUGGAGCUGGGGAUAGAAUUGUAAAAUAUCUACGAAAUAUCCAAUUUCAAUCCGGUAUCGAUUUAAUCGCUGUCGAUAAUAACCCUGAUUAUACUGGAUUGGCUGACAACGACAGUAUUGAUCAUAAACAGGAUUGCGAAAAACUGAAUUCUACCAAUGGAAUAGCUGGAGAUAAUUUGUACAAGGCCAAACAAGCUAAAAUAAUUCCGUUAAAUAACUAUCGUGUCUUGCAUGCGGAUGUUAUGAAAUGUGAUAUUACGAGAUUACUUCUUGGCUCACAAACUGGAGAUCGUUGUAUAAAAGACUUUAAGUUAGUAUAUCUAUUGCAGUGUGGUUAUUAUUUUAUAUCAUCGCAUCAUGAUCAGGCUCGCUUUAAAGAACUUCUAGAUAAAAUCUGUUCUGAUUUACUAUCAAGCGAUGGUAUCGCAGUUUUAUCACACAGUUGCCUUAAACCGAAUACGCAUGUUUCGUUAUUCAACUAUGCUACAGGUAAAACUAAAUCAUUAAUUCCGACGCCUAAAGAAUGCCUUGAUUUAUCGGUCCAUACUUCUGUAACGAAUUUAUGCGACAACUUAGGCCUGUCUUGCUUUGAUAUACCGUACACUGCAUACUUGCAGCUUAGUCCACAAGUUCAUGAAUAUAAGGAAAUCUUUAAAGAUCCAAAACGAUAUUGUGAAUUGGACAAUAAACCAGAUGCCUUGGCGGACUUUUACACUUUUCUAUUCAUCUAUGAUCGAUCCCUAGAUGAUCUAUAUUGCGACAAAUCUUCUCGUGGAUUAUCAGCUAUGAUUGAUAAUACGUUUGAUAUCAUCGACAGCAAUAACAGAAUACCCAUUCCUGGUGUAUUGCAAGUCAUACUUAAUCGAGCAGCAAGUGUCGACGAUAAGAUACAUGUAGAUGAAUUAGUUCAAAAAUUGGCAAGUCAAUGA
Molecule: messenger RNA, 1113 nt
Organism: Trichoplax adhaerens
Lineage: Eukaryota; Metazoa; Placozoa; Uniplacotomia; Trichoplacea; Trichoplacidae
Exons: 1
Coding region: 1-1113 (370 amino acids)
Source: RefSeq, a predicted model, not a curated record